AUGAAAGAAACAACCACUACCGCUUAUAAUCAUCAAGAGCAAGAAGUAGAUCAAAACAACCAGAAUCACCAUCACCAACAAAUAGCAGUAGAACAAGCAGAAUUCAAUAUGGAUCGAAUUGUCCGCCCACUCUUGAAGGCUUUGGGACGAUGCCAUGAUGUUCAGAUUGCUUGCAAGCUGAUGGAAAAAAUAUAUCGAGCCUUGGUGUUUAGCGAAAAAAUUGGGAUCAUUAGCAUCAAGAAGAAAUAUGAUAUUGAUGACCUUCCGGUGGGAAAACAAAGACAAAAUGAUGAUCACCAUGCUCAAAGAAACAUUUCCCUCCCAUUCGCCGAAUCCAUCUUUCGAUGCAAUGGCAUUGCGGUUUUGCUCGUAGCUCUUCAACAUUUUGGGAAUCAAGCUACUGCGGCGGUAUGUUGGGCGAGCCGUAUUUUUGUCACCAUUACCGGCCUAAUCCCUUUGGCCAAUCGACACUUUGUCGAACUCGGAGGUCUUCGCACCUUACUCAAGGAACAAGGACGGCAUGGAGAAAAGAUCCGGUGCGUUGGUACCUAUGACAAUAUGGGCCGAGCUGCCAGUAUCACAAUGAGAUUGGAAUUCAUUUUGAAAGGGAAUUUUGUGGGGAUCUUGUACAAUUUGAUCGCGAAUUUGGAAUACCAACCUCAUGGGAAGGAAGCAGCUACCGAACGGUGCCUGGAUCUGGUCAUUUCCAUACUUCAAACGUAUCCAGCCAAUGCCUAUGUGCAAAAGUGGGGUAUUCGCUAUCUCACUGCCGUAGGAAAGUUGGGAGAUCCACCAGUGAACGACAUGUUACGAAGAAAAAGAGUCGGCAAUAUCUUUGUCACGGCCUUGGAUCACUUUCGAGAUCAUAAUGAUGAUAAUGGUAAUGAUGAUGAUGCGAGUGUGAAGAAGGUUGCCGAAGCAGCAAUGAAAUGGUACGCUUCAAGCUAG
Cylindrotheca closterium is the source of this 948-nucleotide messenger RNA. NCBI's taxonomy places the organism in Eukaryota, Bacillariophyta, Bacillariophyceae, Bacillariales, Bacillariaceae. The record is from the annotation of a GenBank genome assembly.